AUGAAGUUCUGCGAAGGCGAUCCAUUGUCAGCUGAUAAAUCAACAGUUGAAGUUAAAAAAAAGAGGACCUUCAGGAAGUUUACCUACAGAGGUGUGGACCUGGAUCAGUUGCUGGACAUGAACAAUGAACAGUUCAUGAAACUCGUCGGCGCUAGGGCAAGACGGCGAUUGUCCAGGGGACUGAAGCGUAAAUACAUCGCUUUUCUGAAACGUUUGAGGAAGGCGAAGAAGGAGGCACCGAUGCUUGAGAAGCCUGCCCUUAUUAAGACUCAUUUGAGGGACAUGCUGAUUAUUCCGGAGAUGGUCGGCAGCGUCGUUGGGAUUUACAACGGCAUCCAAUUCAAUCAGGUCGAAAUCAAGCCAGAAAUGAUUGGUCAUUACCUCGGCGAGUUUUCGAUUACGUACAAACCAGUAAAACAUGGGCGACCUGGUAUUGGAGCGACGCAUUCUUCUCGGUUUAUACCGCUGAAAUAA
Molecule: messenger RNA, 474 nt
Organism: Soboliphyme baturini
Lineage: Eukaryota; Metazoa; Nematoda; Enoplea; Dioctophymatida; Soboliphymatidae
Source: the annotation of a GenBank genome assembly